This is a messenger RNA of Trematomus bernacchii (emerald rockcod), 1240 nucleotides long. Its product is annotated as trihelix transcription factor GT-3a-like. The coding region runs from base 1 to 801 and encodes 266 amino acids. The record is from RefSeq and is a predicted model, not a curated record. Lineage: Eukaryota; Metazoa; Chordata; Actinopteri; Perciformes; Nototheniidae. The transcript is spliced from 4 exons.
AUGGAUGAGAAGAAGAAGAAGAAAAGCACACCGUGGUCGAUUGACGAGGUUACGACGUUCCUCCAGCUGAUAGCAGAUGACAAAAUCCAGCGGGAGCUCGACGGCACAACUCGCAACCUCAACGUUUUUCAGGAGGUCUCUGCACUGUUGUCCGGACGCGGAUACGCAAGGACUUUCCAGCAGUGUAGGGACAAACUGAAAAAGCUUAAGAGUGAGUAUAGAGCCGUCAAGGACCACAACGGCCGGAGUGGUUCAGAUAGGAGAAGCUGGAAGUGGUUCGACCUGAUGGACGCUAUUUAUGGCCAUAGACCGGCCAACGUUGGGAGGGAGGGAGGCCUGGACUCUGCAACCGCGUUGCUGGAGUCCCUGCAUGAUGAUGCCAUAGAUGAAACUAGUGAGGAGGAACAGUCCCGAACAACGGGUGAUCCGUCCUCGUCAUCGAAUCCAGAAGGGACCCCAACUCGACCACAGACACCAGCCGAACAACCGACACCAACUCAACCACCAACGCCGAGUGCCAUCACGACACCGCAGCGUGUGGUUCUAGGCAAGAGGAAACGAGGAGGAGACGAGCACCUAGCACAGGAGGAACGGCACCAUGAACGGAACCUGGCCCAGGUGGAUCGGCACUGGCAGCUGACCAUGGAGGAUACUGCCCGGGCAAGGCAGGAGGAAAUGGCCUUGAGAAGGGAGGAGAACGCUCAAACUCAGGCAUUUAACUUAGCCUUCCUGCGCACUCUUGGCCAGGUUGUGGACAGCCUACGUGGCCCGUCUCUUCAGGAAGACGAACCACCUCUGUAAUUCCCACAUUAGUACAGUACUUUCUUGUUUAUGUCUUAUCUUUCUUUUUUGUUUUUAUAAUGCCAUGCCUUUUUAUGCUGCAGCAACACAUAUUUUUGUUUUUUUGUACAAUGCCAUGCCUUUUUAUGCUGCAACUAAAACACUUCCCAAAUUGGGAUUCAAUAAAGUACUUCUCAUCUUAUCUCUUGUUGAUAAAUGCAUCAUCUGAUUUCCUGCCAUAAUCUGAUUAACAAACUGAUUUUCGUGAGCAUGUAAACAAAGUCACUGGGUUGCCACUCACACACAAACACACAGUUUUGGAAUCCAAUCAUAAACUGAAAUGAAAUGUACACGUUUCAUUAAAGGGCUUUAAAUCAGCAGAACAAAAACACUGAGAAUUGUGUCGUAGUCCAACGUUUAAAACAAAUUCAGAUUCACAUAAUUUUGAGGCAGAAGUUAU